GCCGGGCGCCCAGGCUGUGGCGGCGGAGACAGACGGGAUGAGGCCCCGACCCGCAGGUUUCUUGGAUAAUAAGCUGAAGCAGCGAGUCAUCCAGUACCUCACCAGUAACAGAUGUGGCAAGUACGUGGACACUGGAGUCUUAGCAUCUGACUUACAAAGAAUGUACAGCAUAGACUACGGUCGAAGAAAAAGAAAUGCUUUUAGGAUUCAGGUAGAAAAAGUAUUUAGCAUAAUUAAUAGUGAGAAGAAACAUAAGGAUCUAACAGAAUUAGAAGAUGAACAUCUGGCAAAAAGAAUAAGAAAAGAUGAAGAGGAUAAUGAGUGUACUGAAAGCUAUUCAAAUGAUGAGUCAGAUAUGGAAGAUUACCCAGAUCCACAGUUGGCAAAUCACAUGAACACUUCCCUGCUCUCCUUAUAUCGGAAAGGAAACCCUGAUUCUGUGGCAAGUACUCCUGAGGUGGAGGAAAGAGAAACCAGCGGUUCAGCUGCACCGAUAACCUCCAGAACCACGUCUGUUCCUUUGAAGGCCCCUGCCAGAGGCUCUGGAGGAGGGUGGUUCAUUGACAAAACUCCAGGUGGAAAGAAAGACAGUUUCUUUUUGGACCUAUCAGAGGAGAAAAGUAAUCAUAAGAAGGCAAUAUCUGAGACAGAGGAUUCAAAAGAGUUGUCUCUUCUGGAAACUAAUAAAAAAAGGAAAGACAGGUUAAAGAGCAAAGGAAGUAAAAAGAAGAAGGAAGACCUUCAGGAAGUAGAUGGAGAAAUAGAAGCUGUCCUGCAGAAGAAAGCUAAAGCCAGGGGACUAGAGUUCCAGAUCUCCAACGUGAAGUUUGAAGAUGUUGGAGGCAAUGAUACCACAUUAAAGGAAGUCUGCAAGAUGCUCAUACACAUGCGUCACCCGGAGGUAUACCAGCACCUGGGCGUCAUACCCCCUCGUGGAGUUCUCCUUCAUGGACCACCAGGCUGUGGGAAGACAUUACUUGCACAUGCAAUUGCUGGGGAACUUGACCUUCCAAUUCUGAAAGUAGCUGCUACAGAGGUUGUGUCUGGAGUAUCUGGAGAAUCUGAACAGAAGCUGAGAGAAUUAUUUGAACAAGCUGUGUCCAGUGCACCCUGUAUCCUUUUUAUUGAUGAAAUUGAUGCCAUUACCCCGAAAAGAGAAGUUGCUUCAAAAGAUAUGGAACGAAGAAUUGUAGCCCAGCUCCUAACCUGCAUGGAUGAUCUCACUAAUGUGGCUGCUACAGCUCGGGUCCUAGUCCUUGGAGCUACUAACCGACCAGACUCCUUAGACCCUGCUCUGAGACGUGCAGGAAGGUUCGACCGGGAAAUAUGCCUUGGUAUCCCAGAUGAAGCAUCCAGGGAAAGAAUACUUCAAACUUUGUGCAGAAAACUAAGACUUCCUGAAACUUUUUCUUUCCGUCACUUGGCACACCUAACGCCAGGCUUUGUUGGUGCUGAUCUGAUGGCACUCUGCCGGGAGGCAGCCAUGUGUGCAGUCAGCAGGGUCUUAAUGCAGCUGCAGGACACGCAGAGGAAAGACCCCGGGGCUGAAGGCUUGCCCUUCGAAGGAGGCCAGGAACAACGGAUUGGAACUGAGCCCACACAGGAUGAAUUGGAAAGUCUGCUGGGGUUGCUAAGAAACCAAGAUCCCCUCUCCGAGGAGCAGCUGCAAGGGCUGUGCAUUGAAUUGAAUGAUUUCAUUGUUGCUCUGUCCUCAGUCCAACCCUCUGCCAAAAGGGAAGGCUUUGCCACUGUCCCUAAUGUGACGUGGGCAGAUAUUGGUGCCUUGGAAGAUAUUAGAGAGGAGCUCACCAUGGCAAUAUUGGCACCAGUACGGCACCCAGAGCAGUUCCAAGCUCUCGGAUUGGUGACUCCGGCUGGAGUCCUCCUUGCUGGCCCUCCUGGCUGUGGGAAAACUCUGCUGGCGAAGGCUGUUGCAAAUGAGUCUGGACUAAAUUUCAUAUCUGUCAAGGGCCCUGAAUUACUAAAUAUGUACGUCGGUGAAAGUGAGCGUGCCGUGCGGCAGGUUUUUCAGCGGGCCAAGAACUCAGCACCCUGUGUGAUCUUCUUUGAUGAAGUGGAUGCCUUGUGCCCUCGAAGAUCAGACCGAGAGACAGGGGCAAGUGUCCGGGUGGUGAAUCAGCUGCUUACAGAGAUGGAUGGUCUGGAAACACGUCAGCAGGUUUUUAUUAUGGCAGCCACUAACAGGCCAGAUAUCAUUGACCCCGCAAUCCUGCGCCCAGGCCGCCUAGAUAAAACUCUGUUCGUGGGCUUGCCGCCCUCAGCAGAUCGUCUCGCCAUCUUAAAAACUAUCACAAAAAAUGGCACCAGACCCCCAUUGGACGCGGAUGUAAACCUGGAAGCGAUUGCUGGUGACCAUCGCUGUGAUUGCUAUUCGGGCGCGGAUCUCUCUGCUUUGGUGCGGGAAGCGUCUGUCUGUGCCCUGAGACAGGAAAUGGCAAGGCAGAAGAGUGGGCACGAAAAAGGUGAACUCAAGAUUAGUCAGAAGCACUUUGAAGAAGCUUUCAAGAAAGUAAAAUCAUCGAUAUCAAAAAAGGAUCAAAUGAUGUAUGAAGCUCUGAAGCAGUCCCUUAGCCAGUGACUCCCGCAGCAGGCCUUGGAGGGUCCUGUGCAGUGACCGGCAGGAAGCUCGUGCUAUCAGCUGGACAGAUGUGGUCUCAUUUAAGCAUUUUAUUCUCAGAUUAUUGAGGCCAAGUCAGAGUUGAAGAUUUCUUCUCAUCUGGUCAGCCUUGUAUGGAAACAGCCUACCUCCACUUUAAGAAGAAUAAUUUGAACUGACAAAAUAAAAUAACUGAUUCUUUUUUAAAAUAAAAUUUUUGUAUUGAAACAAUCUCGACUGUACUACAGAAAAGUUUUGAUUGCAGUAAAAAGAACUUUCUUCCCCUGCACCAUCUGAAAGAGCUCACAGAAGGAGUCAGACAUCUAAACAGAGCAUCACGAGGCUCAGGAAGGGGUUUGAGGAGGGUGCACAGGACUGCCGAGAGGCAACACCAGGAGAAAAACCAAGUCUGGAUCUUGUCCUCGAGACAGGAAAACCUGCUCUC
Molecule: messenger RNA, 3062 nt
Organism: Molossus molossus (Pallas's mastiff bat)
Lineage: Eukaryota; Metazoa; Chordata; Mammalia; Chiroptera; Molossidae
Gene: NVL
Product: nuclear VCP like
Exons: 25
Coding region: 38-2599 (853 amino acids)
Biological process (GO): ribosome biogenesis
Cellular component (GO): nucleus
Molecular function (GO): ATP binding; ATP hydrolysis activity; preribosome binding
Source: RefSeq, a predicted model, not a curated record